Rhagoletis zephyria (snowberry fruit fly) is the source of this 3202-nucleotide messenger RNA. Its product is annotated as dedicator of cytokinesis protein 1-like. Gene Ontology annotation, cellular component: plasma membrane; cytoplasm. Gene Ontology annotation, molecular function: guanyl-nucleotide exchange factor activity; small GTPase binding. Lineage: Eukaryota; Metazoa; Arthropoda; Insecta; Diptera; Tephritidae. Gene Ontology annotation, biological process: myoblast fusion; small GTPase-mediated signal transduction; cell migration. The record is from RefSeq and is a predicted model, not a curated record.
ACAUCUAUUCGUUUUUUCUUGGUCUCACACUCUUCCCUCUUGCAACAGGUCAACGAAUGUAUUAUCAUAAUGAACAAUAUUCUACGCCUUUUGUACCGCAAGGAUAUUGGCAAGACGCACAACGAUGUGCGUGAUAUAAUGCUUAUUCUACUGCGCACCAUCAUCAAGACUUCACACGCACUCGAUCGCGAAAACCAACUAGUCGGCAAUCUGGUGGCCAUCAUGUUGGGCAUCCUGCAGCGCAUGGAUGCCGCACACUACGAUAUCUUCGUUAAGCAUCUGAACAAUCGUUUUGAGCUGCAAGAUUUCAUCAUUGAAAUACUUUUAGUAUUCGAAGAACUCGUCUCGCCACAUCAGAAGCCCGUUUUCUCGCGCGAUUGGAUGGAUAUGAUAAUGCACCAAAAUACAGUUAUACUGCGCUCGUUGCAACACAUUUCCGUAGUCAUCAUCGAUCACUUUUUCGAUCCCUUCGAGAAGCAAGUGUGGUCGAAUUUCUUCCAGUGCUCCAUAGCAUUCCUUAUCCAGUCGCCGUUGCAGUUAAACGACUUCAAUGACAACAAACGGCAAGUCAUCUUCGCUCGGUCGGACAUACGCAAGGACACUGCGCAGGAGAUACGUAAGAUGUGGUUCCAGUUGGGCGAGCACAAGCCGAAAUUCGUACCCCAGCUGGUUGAGCCGAUACUCGAAAUGAGCAUGAUACCAGAGGUGGAGCUGCGUAAAGCGACCAUACCCAUCUUUUUCGAUAUGAUGCAGUGUGAGUAUUAUAGCUCGAAAAUGCUGCCCAACAGCUAUGGCGAUACGAAGCGCAAUCAUUUGCAUUACAAGGCGAACUUUAACGAAUUCGAAACGGAAAUGAGAAAAUUGGAUAUACUGAUUGGUGCAGGCAAAGGAGAUGCCGACUACAAGGACCUCUUUCAAUGCAUUAUGAUGGAGAAGUGUCAGGCGCACAAUAUACUUAAUAUCGAGGGCACAAAAUUUGUGAAUAUGGUGACAAAGCUUAUUGAACGCCUACUCGAGUAUCGCUGCAUCAUACAGGACGAGAGCAAGGAGAAUCGCAUGGCUUGUACAUUCUCGCUGCUGCAAUUCUACUCGCAGGUGAAUCGCAAAGAGAUGUACAUACGAUACGUGUACAAGCUUUGCGACCUGCAUAUGGAGUUCAACAACUACACUGAGGCCGCUUUCACACUGAAACUGCACACAGAGUUGUUGCAAUGGAACGACACAGAAUUGUCGCCCCUCUUGCGCUCCCAUCGGCAUAUGGCGUGUCGCACGCAUCGCGAACUCAAAGAGGCGCUCUACUAUGAAAUCAUAGACUACUUCGAUAGGGGACACAUGUUCGAGUGUGCCAUCGAUAUGUGCAAAGUGCUGGCACAAGAAUACGAGAAUGAGAUCUAUGACUAUUUGAAAUUGGCGAAAAUGCUAGCAAAGAUGGCUCAGUUUUAUGAGAAAAUAUUGAAUGAGCUGCGCCACACAUCAGAAUAUUUCCGUGUUUGCUUCUAUGGUCUGGGCUUUCCACGUUUCCUCCAAAAUAAGGCAUUCAUAUUUCGGGGAGAGGAAUAUGAGCGUUUGAGUGACUUCUGUUCGCGCAUUUUGGUGCAGCAUCCACAAGCAGAACUCAUGCAGACUCUAGAGGCGCCAGGUGAGGAUAUCACACAAGCGGACGGUCAAUUCAUACAAGUGAAUAAGGUGGAGCUGAUGAAUGAGAAUUUCAUAAAAUUCGAAGGAAAGAUGGUAUCAAGCAAAAUUGUCAACUAUUUUACUUCGAAUAAUGUGCAGAAAUUCCAAUUCUCACGCCCCUAUCGCGAAAGCAACGGCUGUGGCGGCGUGGAUGAUGUGCGUAGCCUCUGGUUGGAAAGAACGGUGAUGACCACAAGUUAUUCCCUGCCAGGCAUAUUGCGCUGGUUCCCACUUGCAGACACGAAAAAAUUCAAGAUAUCACCCCUCGCUUUGGCUAUUGAAACAAUGAAGAAGACCAAUAAGGAUAUACGCGACCUGAUUAUUGAGCACAGGAAUGAUGAAACAUUGGCCAUAAAUCCGCUUAGCAUGAAAAUCAAUGGCAUUGUCGACCCAGCAGUCAUGGGUGGCUUCAACAAGUAUGAGGAUGCCUUCUUGACAUCUGAUUUGGAUGAACACCCCGAGGAGAAACAUCUAGUGGAGGAAUUAAAAGACUUAAUCGCCUCGCAGAUACCACUACUCGAAAUUGCCAUCACAUUGCACAAACACAAGGCCCCAGAAAGCUUAAAACUCUUCCAUGAACGUAUGGAGCAAUGCUUCGCUGAUAUGCAGGCGAGUGUAGAAAACAAAUAUGGCAAGAAGACCUGUGACUUGAAGCUAGAUCGCGAGUCGGUGAUUAUGCGUCGCAAUGGCUCCUUCCUACCUGGCAUGUUCGAGGGCAAUAAUCGCUUAUCGGAAACGAGCAUGGGCUCGUCAGAUAGCGGCUUGUCGAAAUCUACUUCCUCGACACGUCCACAAACCAGUUCGAUAAAAUCAACAUUCGCGAGUUUCAAUUUCAACCCCAGACCUAGCCUCGGCCAUUCGCCCAGCACAAAAAGCAAGUCUAAAGAGAAAACGCCCUCAAAACGGCGCUCAAUGAAAAAGUUGGAUCGCGAAACGCUGAGCCUACCAGUUGCCAAUAGUCAGUGGUAUAUGUCACCACUGACAACAAUAACGGCAACACCCGAACGGGAGUCAAUUACAUCGAUUGCAUCAAUAACGAGCGCCUCCAAUUCCUCUUUAACAGCUAAAUCACCAGAUCCUAAAGUGUUGACGCAAGAGUUAACCACAAAGCGACCAUUGCGUUCUGAGAAGGAAAAGGAACGACGUUUGUCACGCCCUGCCAGCAUCGCCACACCGACUACUGGCAUGAAAGGAUUCUCCGGUACUGAUGCGCAUUCAUUGUCGGGUGCGGAUAGCAGCAAUCGUAAUUCUGUUGGUGAGUGAAAAUUUCGAAAGAACGAGUUAUAGAAAGGAUAUGAUCUAAAGAAAGGAAUUAAAUGUAUGUGAGUUCUCUCCAACCCUUGCAACAUUGCGGGGGAAAAAGUUAUUCGUAUUAAUUUUUUUCUGCCUUUCAUUUGGGACUAGUUCGGGAUCACUUUGGGACAAGUAAAAAAAAAGUUUCAAGACUUGUUGUCAUUUUAGGACAACUUCGAGGUCAUUUCAAGAUAGUUCGAAACUUGUCACGAAAAACUGAAUCGCCUAAUGC